Molecule: messenger RNA, 333 nt
Organism: Vigna radiata var. radiata (mung bean)
Lineage: Eukaryota; Viridiplantae; Streptophyta; Magnoliopsida; Fabales; Fabaceae
Product: alpha-mannosidase-like
Exons: 3
Coding region: 4-333 (109 amino acids)
Biological process (GO): mannose metabolic process
Molecular function (GO): alpha-mannosidase activity; carbohydrate binding
Source: RefSeq, a predicted model, not a curated record
UGAAUGACAACAAAUAUGGCCACAAACAAGGAGUUUUAUACUGAUUCCAACGACAGAGAUUUUCUCAAACGAGUUCGAGAUCAUAGGGAUGAUUGGCCCCUUCAAGUAACUCAACCAGUUGCAGGAAACUAUUACCCAAUCAAUCUUGGAAUUUAUACCAAGGAUAAGAAAUCUGAGUUCUCAGUCUUAGUUGAUCGUGCCACUGGUGGGGCUAGCAUCAAAGAUGGUGAGGUGGAAUUGAUGCUUCAUAAUCAAAACCAAACAGCUAAACACACUGCCAUGGAAAGAAAAUCACCAAGACAAACAACCAAUAGAGGAGCAUUGCUGAAGUGA